GCUAGCGCAUCCCGUCACCAACCCAUUCGGGCAGGAGGAGAUUUUUGGAGCAGAUCCUUCGUAUUUGGUACACAGGCCUCCUGGGCGCGCCAGUCGACAGGACAAAGAGAAUAUUCUUCUGUUCUUCAAGCGCAGUCGUGUAUGGGUAUGGCGGGUCUGAUCAACACACGCACCAGCCUGAGACAUCCUUUUUCUGUUCCUCGGCUAUUUUCAAAUCAGUCAUCGCAGGCUUCACAGUUGGCAACAAGGGCUAUAAACCCAUUGUUCCCUUGUGCCAAACUCUCUAAAGCUGGUGCUGUGGUGAUGGCAGCGAUGGAGGUCUCCAAGGCGCCCUCCUCUUUAGAUUUAGCCAACCGCCAGCCUUCCAAAGAUGUUCUUGAGAUAUGGCGCAAUGCUGACGCGGUCUGCUUUGAUGUGGAUAGCACUGUAUGUUUGGAUGAGGGUAUCGAUGAACUUGCUGAUUUCUGCGGGGCUGGGCAGGCGGUUGCUGAGUGGACGGCAAAGGCAAUGACGGGGACCGUUCCAUUUGAAGAGGCUCUAACUGCCCGGAUGUCUUUAAUCAAGCCAUCCCUUUCCCAAGUUGAGGACUGUUUGGAGAAGAGGCCGCCCAGGAUUUCUCCUGGGAUCGCUGAUUUGAUUAAGAAAUUAAAAGCUAAUAACACUGAAGUAUUCCUUGUGUCAGGAGGUUUCCGGCAAAUGAUUAAGCCUGUGGCAUUUGAGCUUGGUAUUCCUACUGAAAACAUCAUUGCGAACCAACUGCUAUUUGGAACCUCUGGAGAGUAUGUUGGAUUUGAUCCUGCAGAGCCCACUUCUCGAAGUGGGGGUAAAGCACAAGCAGUGCAACAAAUAAAACAGGACCGUGGUUACAAGACACUCGUUAUGAUUGGAGAUGGUGCAACUGAUCUUGAGGCUCGGCAGCCUGGCGCAGCGGACUUGUUCAUCUGUUAUGCUGGUGUCCAGAUGAGAGAAGCUGUUGCAGCCAAAGCCGACUGGGCUGUCUUUGAAUUCCAAGAUCUAAUUGCUGAAUUGCCAUAGUUUAAUUCCUCAAAGCAGUUGUGAAUCUUGCACUGUUCACACCGUGACAGAAAUUGUAUCUGGCUUUUCAAAGUUGUAUUUAGCUGCCUUACUUAGGUACUUCAUAUUUCAGUCAUUCCUGGACCUCUUUGUCACGAUAUGGUGCUGGCAACUGUAGAGAAACCUGACAUGUGAUGGUUGUUUUGUUUUUCUUCCUGCUC
Molecule: messenger RNA, 1235 nt
Organism: Brachypodium distachyon (stiff brome)
Lineage: Eukaryota; Viridiplantae; Streptophyta; Magnoliopsida; Poales; Poaceae
Product: phosphoserine phosphatase, chloroplastic
Exons: 8
Coding region: 142-1035 (297 amino acids)
Biological process (GO): L-serine biosynthetic process; dephosphorylation
Cellular component (GO): cytoplasm
Molecular function (GO): L-phosphoserine phosphatase activity; magnesium ion binding
Source: RefSeq, a predicted model, not a curated record